GAAUUCAAGGGGGAUGCGAUUGCGGGGUUUCACAUCUGUGCCCUGACUCACCCGAUUAUAUCGCGACACUUGGUGUUUUUUCCCGUCGCCCCUAGAAAACAGUCACAUCGAACGCCAAUCCACAUUCACCAGUCCUCUUUUUGCAGCAGCAAAGACCAAAUUCAUCACCCGCCUGCGAUGGCGUCCAUCUACAUCGACGAAGACGUCGGUAAGGACGAGUCCAGCCAAUUGGGCUCCGAGACCUCGCCCUUCAAGACCCUCCAAUUCGCCUAUAUCCAGCGCCCCGCCGAGUCCCAGUACCUCGUGCGAUCGCCCGCUGCCGAGGGGGACGCCGAUGCCGUCGACGGCAAGGUCUGGAAGCCCGCCGCCAAGUCGGCCCUAAAGAAGGUCGUCAACUACUACGAGCAGCAGAAGAAGAAGGCCGCACGCGAGCAGGAACUCGCUGCGAAGCGCAAGCAGGAGGAGGACGAACGCAACGCCAUCUUGUUGAAGGCCAAGGAGAUCGUGCUCGAGGAUGACGCUAGCCUCCCUGCGCCCCUCAAGAUCAAGUUGGACGACGUCGGCGACCACAUCAAGCUGCGCAGCCUAGACAACCCCGAAAGCAAAGGCACACGUGUCCGCGUCCUGGGUCGCGUGCACCGUGAACGUAAACAGAAGGAUGUCUUGUUCGUCACACUGAGAGAUGGCUAUGGCUUCAUGCAAGUUGUCAUCUCCGGCAAGCUCGCCAAGACCUACGAGGCCUUGACAUUGACGCGUGAGACAUCCAUGGAAAUCUACGGUGAGAUGCGCCAGGUCCCCGCCGGCGCGAGAGCCCCUCUCGACCGCGAGCUGCACGCCGACUUCUACAAGAUCCCUAGCUACUGGCGCGCUGCCGGUGGCGACGAGGCCAUCACCAACAGAGUUACCGCUGAUACUGACCGAUCCACCCUUCUCAACCUUCGCCAUCUCACACUACGUGGUGAAGGUGCCUCUUCCAUCAUGAUCGUUCGCGAUGCUGUUGAGGGUGCAUUCUCUCAGGCAUUCAGAGAAUUAAGAAUCCGCAAAGUCAGCCCUCCAGCUCUUGUCCAGACUCAGGUUGAAGGAGGAGCUACCCUCUUUAAGUUCGACUACUACGGCGCCGACGCCUAUCUCACACAGUCGUCGCAACUUUACCUAGAGACUUGCUUACCGUCGAUGGGCGAUGUGUACUGUAUCGAGAAGUCCUUCCGUGCUGAGAAAUCAUUGACGAGACGGCAUUUGUCUGAGUUUACACACGUCGAGGCCGAGUUAGACUUCAUCACUUUCGACGAUCUGUUGGCUAACAUAGAGCACAUGAUGUGCCGUGUUCUGGAGAUCGUCAUGGCCGACCCGGUCAUUGCGGCCUACAUCGAGACCCUCAACCCAGACUUCACACUACCGCAGAGGCCGUUCAUGCGCAUGAAGUACUCGGAUGCCAUCCAAUGGCUAAUAGACCACAAGAUCGAGAACGAGGAGGGCCAGCCCCAUUCCUUCGGCGACGACAUUGCUGAGGCAGCUGAGCGCAAGAUGACGGAUAUCAUUGGAAAGCCCAUCUUCUUGACUCACUUCCCGGCCCAUAUCAAGGCGUUCUACAUGCAGCGGGAUCCCAACGACGACCGUGUAACGGAGAGUGUGGACUGCCUCAUGCCUGGUGUUGGCGAGAUCGUCGGUGGCUCGAUGAGGUUAGAUGACUAUGAUGCGCUGAUGGCGGCGUUCAAACGCGAGGGACUGGAUCCGGCUACGUACUACUGGUACACUGACCAGCGGAAAUACGGUAGCUCCCCCCACGGUGGCUGGGGUCUAGGUCUCGAGCGUUUCCUCGCUUGGCUGUGCAACCAGCAUACUGUGAGAGAUUGCUGCCUGUAUCCUCGUUUCAUGGGUCGCUGUGCGCCUUAGAAGUCAUCGCGUGUUGUUUGGUGGAUGGAAGGGUCAAGUGGUUAGAGCAUUUGCUGCUAGAUUUGUAUGCUUCUAUGAACGACGGCAUUCCGGAAGAAAUUCGUGCCGUGCGACAGAUCAGAUAGAUAGUUUGCAUGUGUACGUAGACACCGCAUGUUACAAUGAUGAAUGAAGACCAUCGAGUCAGGGCUCGCAUGUUGUUAUAA
This is a messenger RNA of Xylaria bambusicola, 2099 nucleotides long. RefSeq lists its product as uncharacterized. Gene Ontology annotation, biological process: asparaginyl-tRNA aminoacylation. The transcript has 2 exons. The coding region runs from base 178 to 1893 and encodes 571 amino acids. NCBI's taxonomy places the organism in Eukaryota, Fungi, Ascomycota, Sordariomycetes, Xylariales, Xylariaceae. The record is from RefSeq and is a predicted model, not a curated record. Gene Ontology annotation, molecular function: ATP binding; nucleic acid binding; asparagine-tRNA ligase activity. Gene Ontology annotation, cellular component: cytoplasm.